CUUUUAAGUCAGUAUUCGAAUGGAUAUUCAUUCGGUAACAUUAAUUACGCUAGACCGUUGAAAUUAUCAUAUUCUUUACCAUUUACUUUAGAUAGAAUAAUUAAAACGGGUUACAUAUCUUUAUCGGGAAGUUUAAAUAUUUACCAAUACGAUAUUGACUUUUAAACGCUAACACUGAUAAAGAGUAGUGACUAUCGAUUAUGGGAAACUCGAAAUCAGUCAGAGUCGGCAUCACGCAGGAGAUGCUAGAAGAAUAUACGCAACUUACGUAUUUAACCAAAGCUGAAAUUCAUCAUAUUUUUAAAUUGUUUAAAACAUUGGGUACCGAAGAAUUGUCCAAAGAUAUAUAUCAUCGAUUUCCUGUCGAUGAUAUUUUGAAAAUUCUACCACAAAUACGACACAAUCCAUUCCGUGAAUCCGUGCUACGAGUAUUCUCAUCCGAACAGGACAGCUGUAUGAGUUUCGACGAUGUUCUGGACUUGUGUUCAGCUCUUUCGGACAAUUGUCCUGAAUAUGUACGCGCUGCCUGGGCAUUUCAAAUUUUUGACUUUGACGGCGACAAUCAAGUCUCUCUCGACGAUUUGAUCGAAGCUGUAGAGAGGCUGACAGGAUUCAAUGAGAAUGGACAGAUCAGAAUUGAUCGGCAGAGUGCAGAACACAUAGCCCAAAUGGUAUUAGAGGAAAUGGACCUUGAUCAUACUGGUAGCAUUGGCCCACAAGAGUUCGUACAUACCGUUGCAAGAAUGCCAGAAUUUGCACAGACUUUCCAAUUAAUGCCAUAACAACGUGUAAAUUAUUUAUACUGAUCAAGCUGCUAAAAGCCCUCCCAUAAAUUAAGUGUACCUCUAGAAAAUUAUUAAUAUUCCAAUUAAUUGUAAAUUAGUGUUAAUUUAUAUAGGACUUGAAACAAAUUAAUGAACUCGUUACUUAUUUCGUGCCGCUUACUUUGGGGUAUAUAAAUUGUUUUAUAUGCUUAAGAAAUUUCAAUAAUUACUUUAUCUUUGAAUAAAUAUUCAUAUAUUUAUAAUAAAAUAACUUGUACGUGACGUCGAAUAGAAGGACAAUUUUAUUUGUUAAUAUCAUUAACGACGGAUUCUUCCACGAGAAAGACUCGCUAGAUAAACAUUUGAAUUAUUUAUCAAUUACCUUACGCUUUUGCCGUGACAAAUUUCUUGUACCAUUCCGAAAUACGAAGUACUCCCGCUCAAAGACGAAAAACACAUUGCGUAUAAUAUGAAAUUUAAAAAAGUGAUAUAAAAUAUACGCAUCCUAUAGAUAUAAAAUGAAAUUCGACGCGUGUAUUCAAAUCGUCGCCCUUUCAUUUGUAAUGAAUUUUUAUACACGUUAUAAUACGCGCAAAUAACCCCACAAAUUAAAUGAAAUCCAACAGGAAAUACCUAUCCCAGCAAACACUGUUAUGAUAUAUAAUAACAUAAUAAUAACGUAUUAUAGUAAGACUGAUAUAACACACGCAUUGCUUCAUACACGUCACAAAAAUUCUAAGCAUGUCCCUCGUGUGCAUGGACGUAUAGACGUAUUGUGAAUGUACCAUUACAUUUUGUACUGUGCUGGAAAUAAUUUACAUAUAAAUGAAAAGGUUACACACAAAGUAAUAUAGAUUUCACAUAACAAUAAUAUAAUCCGUUUAUCUUUAUUUUUAUACUACAUAUUUUAUUAUUAAUAUAUUAAAAUAUUAUUUACUAAUAUAACAUCGGUAAUAUGCUGUCAUAAGUGUAACACUAUAUUCAAAAUUCAUUGUGAUGCAUCUUUUUUGGGCUAAUUUCAUAUAGCAAUUAUAUUGUUGUGAUAUAAUAUUUGUUAUAUUAUUUCCAGCAUCUAAGUGACACAAUCUUUUUAUGUAAUAUUUUCUGGGAUUCUACAUAAAAUUGGAAUUGCCAGUUCUCAAAAAUAUUCAUUCAUGUAUCUUUGGUGAUACUGUAUAUUAGAAUAAUCAAUCGCUUGGUAAUUAUUACUUACAAGGAAGGUCACCUUAGUGUACCCCAGGAACCUGGGUUGAAAAAAUGAUAUUUUGUAGUUCACAUGAAAGUAUAAAUCCUCACACAAAAUGAGGUGUCCACUCGCAUAUUUAAGGAGUGAAAUUAAUUCCUGAAAAUCGGUGGUUUUUUCGUUUUUCGCUAAUAUCUUCGAAACUAAAAUGGAUACGACAAAAGUUUAAAUAGCAAAGUUAUUCGUUUUUCAGUGCUCUACAAUAAUAUGUAGUUGAAAAUUAUAUAGAAAUUGUUUAUUUAUUUAAUUUUUAUAAAAAACGUGUUUUUUUACACAUUUUCCUCUAUUUUGUCAUAAUAAACUUAAGUGUUUCGACUCGAAAUUCAAUGUAUUUUCAAUUUUCCAUUCUAUAUAAAACUUUAUUUAAUAUA
Molecule: messenger RNA, 2378 nt
Organism: Cephus cinctus (wheat stem sawfly)
Lineage: Eukaryota; Metazoa; Arthropoda; Insecta; Hymenoptera; Cephidae
Product: calcium and integrin-binding protein 1
Exons: 5
Coding region: 201-782 (193 amino acids)
Molecular function (GO): calcium ion binding
Source: RefSeq, a predicted model, not a curated record